Molecule: messenger RNA, 1653 nt
Organism: Rotaria socialis
Lineage: Eukaryota; Metazoa; Rotifera; Eurotatoria; Philodinida; Philodinidae
Source: the annotation of a GenBank genome assembly
AUGAAUCGUUUUGGUGAUAUCGAUGCCUCAAAUAAAAGACUUCCACCUGUUUAUGGUUAUCAUAGUGAAAAACUUGUGCCUAUAGAGAAAGCACUAGAACCUAUCGUACCUCACAUUGAUGAACUACCACGUUACAUAAAAAUAGCUAAAAAACAUUGUCAUUUUCCACCAGAACAUGGACUAUCACAAGAUCAAUCUGCUGCUGUGCAUAUUUAUACAAUGGAAUGGGGCGAUACUACAUUGUAUCGUGUUUUGAAUAGAGCAUUACGAUCAGAAAAUCGGCAAGCACUAAAGAUAUGGUUUCCGUACAUGAAACUAUUUGACACAGCAUUAAAUAAGCUUCCUACUGUCAAAGAAUCAGUAUGGAGAGGUAUAUCUGUUGAUAUUGGUAAGAAUUUCACUAAAAAUCAAAUUGUGACGUGGUGGAGUGUGAAUUCAUGUUCAUCAUCGCCGAACGUUAUUAAGAAUUUUCUUGAUGACAACAAAAAAUCAACUUUAUUUUUAAUCGAAGCUAUCAAUGGAAAAAAGGUUUCUGGAUAUACAGAAUAUGAAAGUGAAGAUGAAGUUAUUUUACGAGUGGGUACCGCAUUUCGUGUGAAAAGUGAUCCAUUGGUUCAAUCGAAUAGUUCAUGCAUUGUACAUUUAAUUGAAAUUGAUGAUAAUAAUGAUCAACCAUUAGCAUCUGCUAUGUGUCGGAUGGAAUUGACUUCAGCAGCAUUAAGUACUAACAAAACUUCUGUUAAUAUUCCUGCUAAUGCUAAAUGGACACAGAACGGAGUCACUGUUGCUGGUGGUAAGGGGAGAGGGGAUGCCACUAAUCAACUCUACUGGCCUCGUGGUCUCUUCGUUGAUGAUAAUCAAACAGUGGUUGUUGCUGACUGGGGGAAUAAUCGUAUCAUCCAAUGGAAGAAUGGUGAUGCGACGAAUGGACAAGUUGUUGCUGGUGGCAAAGGCGCAGGGAGUAGAUUGAAUCAAUUGUAUGGUCCAAGAGAUGUCUUAGUUGACAAAGAGACGAAUAGUCUCAUUAUUUGUGAUCGAGACAAUCGGCGAGUUGUACGAUGUUCUCGUCAUAGUGGCACAACACAAGGUGAAAUCCUCAUCGACAACAUCACUUGUUAUGGAUUAGCAAUGGAUGAGCAGAGAUAUCUCUACGUCUCUGACGUCGGAAAAGAUGAAGUAAGACGAUACAGAUUGGGUGAGAAGAAUGGCACUCUCGUAGCUGGUGGUAAUGGUAAAGGCGAUGGUCUCAAUCAACUCAACGAGCCGAGAUAUCUCUUUGUCGAUCGACAACAAAAUGUCUACGUAUCAGACAACUGGAAUCAUCGUGUGAUGAAAUGGAAUAAAGGUGCAAAAGAAGGUAUUGUCGUCGCUGGAGGUCAAGGUCAAGGGAGCGCUCUGACACAAUUGCAUUAUCAUAAUGGACUCUAUGUUGAUACGUUGGGUACACUCUAUGUAGCAGACUCGUCGAAUGACCGUGUAAUGCGUUGGACUCAAGGUGACAAGAAACAAGGCACUGUAAUUGUGGGUGGAAAUGGAAAAGGAGAACGAGCAAAUCAGUUCAGCUGCCCCAUUUGUUUGUCUUUCGAUCGACAUGGUAAUCUCUAUGUCGCUGAUGAGUAUAAUCAUCGUGUUCAACGGUUUUCUAUCGAAUAA